CAAAUCAGGGAAGAGGGUUGCGUUGCGCGAUUGCCUUCGUCUCCAGGGUUUCUUCUUGCCCCGCCCCGCCCUGCUCUGUUCUGCUCUUCCCUGCCACCUAAGUCUCUCUCUAUUGAUUUUGCUUUCUCACCGCCUAAUCCUAAUUCCUAACCCACUAGUUUCCCUUUCACUUUGAUUCUAACUUUGCGCUGGUUCUGCCUCGAGCCAUGUCGGAAUUGGACCGGACGCUUCCAAUGCAGGGAAUCGAGGAGGACAUCAAGGCCUUGCAGCUUGAUUCGCAAGCCGAAGACACUGUGAUGGCUGACACAGAUGAUGGGAAGCCUGCUAAAGCUGAAAUUUCUGAUAGUAUGGAUGAAGAAAAUACAUUGAUGGCUAAACCUGAGGACAUGAAACAUGAUUCUGAUGUCCGUCCCCAGGAAUCUGAUGAAGGAAAGGAAAGCUCUCCUCCCGAUGAAGUUGAAGAUGAGAUGGAUCAGAAAAAACGACACUUGAAUGUUGUUUUUAUCGGUCAUGUUGAUGCUGGGAAAUCAACAAUCGGAGGGCAAACAUUAUAUCUCAGCGGUCAAGUUGAUGAGCGUACCAUCCAAAAAUAUGAGAAAGAAGCUAAAGACAAAAGUAGGGAGAGUUGGUACAUGGCAUAUAUUAUGGAUACAAAUGAGGAAGAGAGAGUUAAGGGGAAAACUGUUGAAGUUGGGAGAGCUCACUUUGAAACAGACACUACUAGAUUUACAAUAUUGGAUGCCCCGGGUCACAAAAGUUAUGUACCCAACAUGAUCAGUGGUGCAUCUCAAGCAGAUAUAGGUGUAUUGGUAAUUUCUGCUCGUAAAGGAGAAUUUGAAACUGGUUAUGAGAGGGGUGGACAGACACGCGAACAUGUCCAACUAGCUAAGACGUUGGGAGUCUCUAAACUAUUAGUUGUUGUGAACAAGAUGGACGAGCCCACAGUAAAAUGGUCAAAAGAAAGAUUUGAUGAGAUUGAGUCGAAAAUGUCAACGUUUUUGAAGUCUUCUGGUUAUAACGUAAAAAAAGAUGUGCAAUUUCUUCCAAUAUCUGGUCUCAUGGGAACAAAUAUGAAGACCCGGGUUGACAAAAGCACAUGUUCUUGGUGGAGUGGUCCAUGUCUUUUUGAAGUUCUUGAUGCCAUUGAAGUUCCACAGGGUGAUCCUAAAGGUCCUUUCAGAAUGCCUAUCAUUGACAAAUUCAAAGAUUUGGGAACUGUUGUUAUGGGGAAAGUGGAAUCCGGGAGUAUCUGCGAAGGUGAUAGUUUACUGGUCAUGCCAAAUAAGGUAGCGGUGAAAGUUGUCUCCGUUUAUUGUGAUGAAGUUAAAGUGAGGCGGGCUGGACCUGGUGAAAACUUGCGAGUCAGGAUGUCUGGGAUUGAAGAAGAGGAUAUCUUGUCGGGUUUUGUUCUAUGUAGUAUUGAAAAGCCAAUCCCUGGUGUAUCUGAGUUUGUCGCCCAGCUGCAAAUUCUGGAGUUGCUUGAAAAUGCAAUCUUUUGUGCGGGGUACAGAGCUGUUCUUCACGUCCAUGCAGUGGUGGAGGAAUGUGAAAUUGUUGAGUUGAUUCGACAAAUUGAUCCAAAAACCAAAAAGAGUAUGAAAAAGAAACCCCUCUUUGUUAAGAAGGGUGCUUUGGUUGAAUGUCGCGUGCAGGUGAAUAACAUGAUAUGCGUUGAGAAGUUUUCUGACUUUGCCCAGCUUGGACGAUUCACCCUUCGGACUGAAGGAAGAACUGUUGCUGUGGGAAAAGUUACUAAUCUCCCUGCUGCCUAAGCAAAUCUUGUCGUCUGAGGCAACGAGAAGCAGCUGGCAAUUGCUGCCAUUGGCUAGUCGCUCGUAGUCUUACCCUUUUUUUUCCGAGUGUAUCCUUAUUAAGCGAAUACAUGUUAUAUGAUGAUGAUGACAUUGUUUUGACCCUUUUCCUCAACUGAGGUGUAUAUGAUUAUUAUGACUUGGUUGUAUUUCCUUUGUGGUGGCCAUUUAUUUUUAUCAGAUAUAUUUACAGUCUGAAAUAUAGAAAAUACUUUUUGAUUCGAUGGUU
Andrographis paniculata is the source of this 2040-nucleotide messenger RNA. RefSeq lists its product as uncharacterized. The coding region runs from base 207 to 1772 and encodes 521 amino acids. Gene Ontology annotation, biological process: nuclear-transcribed mRNA catabolic process, deadenylation-dependent decay; translational termination; translation. Gene Ontology annotation, cellular component: translation release factor complex. Lineage: Eukaryota; Viridiplantae; Streptophyta; Magnoliopsida; Lamiales; Acanthaceae. Gene Ontology annotation, molecular function: GTP binding; GTPase activity; translation release factor activity. The record is from RefSeq and is a predicted model, not a curated record. The transcript has 19 exons.